Acanthopagrus latus (yellowfin seabream) is the source of this 6324-nucleotide messenger RNA. It is a transcript of the gene fam20ca, whose product is annotated as FAM20C golgi associated secretory pathway kinase a. The coding region runs from base 3133 to 4848 and encodes 571 amino acids. NCBI's taxonomy places the organism in Eukaryota, Metazoa, Chordata, Actinopteri, Spariformes, Sparidae. Gene Ontology annotation, molecular function: protein serine/threonine kinase activity. The transcript is spliced from 10 exons. The record is from RefSeq and is a predicted model, not a curated record. Gene Ontology annotation, cellular component: Golgi apparatus. Gene Ontology annotation, biological process: protein phosphorylation.
CAUCGGUGGAUUCCAACAUGUCUGCCCCCGUGCCAAUGUGUUUUGACGGGAGCACAAGAUGAAUCGGGGGACAGCAGGCUCACCCUCUGGGAGAACAAUUUGUUUGCUCGUUAGCUUUAAGAUUCUGUUUUAUUUAGACAUACAUCUGCCAUUGGCAUUCGACUCUGUACCACUGGGACGAGGGGAAGAAGCCAAGUGAAGGACUUCCAGUCGGGGCCCGCUGUGUUGAGCUGAGCACACAGAACUCAAACAAGGCAAAAGAAUAUGUAUAAUAUGCUAAUUGUAUUACUUUGCUCUACAUUCCUUCCUUACAGUGUUGCGCUGUCUGCUUUGUGACAAAGUUGUUAAAUAGAUUUCAUGAGUGAACUUGUAUGUUUUGUCAGGCAGCAUGAGCUCAGUGGCACUUAAAGUGUUAUUCAUUUAAUCCUCUAAAGUCUCAGGGAAACGUAUCCCAGCCCUGUAUAUAAGUACCUGCUGCAGUAAUUGCUGCAAGCGUUUUGUCCCCCUGCAGUUUUAAAUGAAAGGUUUGUUUCACUUCAACAGCAAAUAGAGGAGAAAAAUAGCCUCUGAGAAGGAGGGGUAGGUGUGUUUUGACUGCAGAACGUCCACCAAAGAGGAUUAAUGUUGAGAUUAGAUUAGAAAACCCUUUGAUUAGAAUUAAAUGAAUGCAGUUUUCAAUAUACAGUCAGCGCCACGCUAUAGAUCACCGUCCUCCGAUUGCUGAUACCGACACAGAAGCAAAUGACUGUGCAAUGUGAAACUCACGUUAGAGCGACUCAGAAAGAGCAGGCUUCACAUACAGUAGAUUAUAUAUGUUUUAUGAGCUCUCAUCAAACCCACAGACAUAAAACCGUCAACAGACGUUUACAGCAAACAGGCACAGACAUGCAAGCUGUACUGUGUUUGCCUGCUGAGGAGAGUCACGUCUAUAGGGAGAAGCUGAAGACCCACAUGUUUCCCCCAAAGAGCUGAGUGGAUCCCAAACCAAGGCUUAAAGACGACAAUAUCAGACAAAUGCAGGACUUGUAUUCAGGUUAGUGCAGUUGGAAGUUUAAAGUUAGACUGGCUGACUAGUCCUAAGGUAAGAAAACAAAGAAAACAGCCCAACUGAGUCAAUUAAAGGACUCGCUGUUAUCUUCUGUUUUCACACUGGACACAAACAGUCGCGUCCCAAAGAGAAGGAGACUGGAAGGCCUCUGCUUGUUUAACCUAAACAUCCAUCCUGGACCUCUUCCCCAGAGAGACUUUUCACGCUUCAUAGUACCUCACCUCACUUACUCCUCGGCAGCUGUAGUCGGAGUGUGAACCACACCCCUCCUGAUGGACCCCAGGGGACCUUAUUUUCGGAAAAAAAAAAAUGUACGGUAAUGAACGGAGGGAGACAAAUGAUUCUAUUGAAAUUCAACCGGGAUCAAAAGAUGUAUUUGUCUCACGUUAUUCUUAAAGGUCCCAUGGGGCAAACAGGAAGAUGUGUGACUCCAGAGCUCUAUAUACUACAGCUGCCGAACAACAUAAUAACAUAACAUUAUCAUAAUAACCUGCUUUCAUUUUUUUUUCUCCAUGCCUUCACGUUGCAUGUUAAAUAAAUGAUCAGGUCAUAAAAAAUAGAGUAAACGCACAGUGCGAUUUCUGCCUCUCAAAACAAUGAAAACAAAGGAUGUUUAUGAAGUAGCGUGGGAUCAUGGGAGCUGUUGUGUUCAGUGUCAAACAGGCACUGCAGCUGAAACUGAUCGCGGGCGCGGUAUUGUAUUACAAUUUUUAUUUGUCCAACAUUUAAUCACUUUCGCCGGCUUCCCUCCUCGUUGUUACCUUGAACCAUGUUAUCUAACCAAGACACUGUGUUACACCAAAAUAAUGGCCUGGUCUGUAUCCAUGUCUGUGAGUCUGUCAAGCCUCUCAGAAAUGUAAAAGUGAAUUUCAAUGACUCCUGCGUUUGUCUGCAUGGUGACCCUUUGGCUCAUCCUGAAGGACCUCCUCAGAACCCACUUCAACAACCAGUGGCUCAUUGAAGACAGCCAUACAUCCACACUGUCCUUCAGGUCAUGCGUCGACUCGAGCCAGCGAGGUGCAUUCAGGUCGUGCCAACGCCCUCUGGCUGCGUGCGGAGGAGUUGCAGGGCUUCGGCUCCACCAACGGGCUCAGCUCGGCUCGGCUCGUCUCGGCUCCCCUCUUCUUCCUCCCUGAAGCUCGCCUUUCGUGCCACUGGUGCCGCGACUUGAACGCAGCCAAUCUCUUCCCCCCGUGACGCCACCGAGGCUGGGCUCAGAGGGCUCGGAUCAUAAUAUUUAACACACCCACCCCCGGAUGAACACUUGGACGGGAGACAAGGCGGCGUUGAGGGGCGGACGAACGACGAGCGGGAUCGCUGCACCUGCCAGCCGCUCUCUGGUCUGACUUCAGCGGGGAAGGAAAGAAGGAAGGGAAGGGAGGGAGGAAGGAAGCGGGACCGCAUCCAGGGAGCAUCCGAGCGGCGUAUCACCUGUUAUUCUCCCGGAAUUCUCACUUUCCUUUUCCUUCUUUUUCAUUUCUUCAUCUUUUUUUUUAUUUAUUUAUUUUUCCUCCCAAACACUCUGAAGACAGCGUUUCUGUGGACUACACGAAUCUCUCCUGUCACUUUCCCCCCAUCCUGUAGACAGUCAUGACACAUUUUGACAUCUCACUCCGGAGCAGAUUUGAGGAAGACUAUCGGCGCUUUUAACGGGGACACCCCCCCUUACCACCACCACCACCACCUGAACCUCCACCUCCAGCCUCGUUCCUGUUACCUCUUCUCUGCUGACACUGUAUCCCCUCCAGCGAGGCGAUGAAUGAAUGAGGAGCACUUCUUGAGCCGCUGCCAGUGAAGUGUCCGGGAGGAUGUGUCGCUCCGUCCACCUGUCUGCGGAGGAAGAAUCGGGACUAUUGUAGACAAAAACAGUCGUAAAAAGAGAAAGAGAAAUAAAGACUAGAGAGCUGCGGACAUGGUGGAGUUGUCAACAUAGGCUGACACGCAGUAUGUGUGCGGUAAAUCUUCAGACCAGCGUCGCUGCUUUGUCAUCGCACAGCGCUGUUGGACAUCCCUGUCGGUGCCGUGAGGUGCGCUGCGCUUAAAGCUUUCAUCGUGUCAAGGCAGGGAAACAACAACACGUGAAGAUGAUUCUGUUCCGUAAAUUCAGAGUGCUGAUACUCAUGGUGUUUCUGGUGGCGUGCACCAUGCACAUCAUGAUAGACUUGCUACCCAAACUGGAGAAGCGUGCGGCGGGAGCGGACGGCGCGGACGCCGGAUGCCAGUGCGCCCACCACCCGGCCGGGGAGGCGCAGGGCUGGGGGAAGCAGCGCGCCAGGUCGGCGGCCGAAGCGGGCUGGCCUAACAAGCACACGCUGAGGAUCCUGCAGGAUUUCAGCAACGAGCCGAGCUCCAACCUCACGUCGCACUCCCUGGAGAAGAUCACGGCGGCGGCGGACAGGGCGGACUCGUUCCGGCGGAUGAGACCGUCGGCGGGGAAGGCGGAGGACCACAAGCCGCUCAUCGGGGACGCGAGCGGGGCUCGGACGGUCCCCGCCCGCGGUGUGUCCCGGCUGUCCGCUCUGUUCGAGCAUCCUCUGUACAAGGUUGACCUUCCUCCUCUCACGGACGAUGACACCUUGUUUAACGUCAACACAGACAUCAGGUUUUAUCCCAGAGCAGCAGGGAACCAGGGAUGGCACAAUGAGGAGGCGAACGAGGAGGAGGAGGAGUUCACACCAACCGGAGAGGUGACGGCGGAGUCUUACCCCAACUGGCUGCGUUUCCACAUCGGCAUCAACCGCUACGAGCUGUACUCCAGACACAGUCCCGUGCUGGACGCCCUGCUCCAGGACCUGGUCACACAGAGGAUCACCAGCGUGGCCAUGAAAUCAGGAGGCACCCAGCUGAAGUUGAUCAUGACGUUCCAGAACUACGGACAAGCGCUGUUCAAGCCCAUGAAGCAGACCCGGGAGCAGGAAACCCCUCCAGACUUCUUCUACUUCUCCGACUUUGAGAGGCAUAACGCCGAGAUCGCAGCUUUCCACUUGGACAGGAUCCUUGACUUCCGGAGAGUGCCCCCGGUGGCAGGCCGACUUGUCAACAUGACGAGGGAGAUCAGAGACGUGACGCGUGAUAAGAAGCUGUGGAGGACCUUCUUCAUCUCGCCAGCCAAUAACAUCUGCUUCUACGGCGAGUGCUCCUACUACUGCUCCACGGAGCACGCUCUGUGCGGCAAACCGGACCAGAUCGAGGGCUCGCUAGCAGCCUUCCUGCCAGACCUGAACCUGGCCAAACGCAAGACCUGGAGGAACCCAUGGAGACGCUCCUACCACAAACGCAAGAAGGCCGAGUGGGAGGUGGAUCCAGAUUACUGUGACGAGGUUAAGCAGACUCCUCCAUAUGACCGAGGCACUCGACUGCUGGACGUCAUGGAUAUGACCAUCUUUGACUUCUUAAUGGGAAACAUGGAUCGACAUCAUUAUGAAACAUUUGAGAAGUUUGGAAACGACACCUUCAUUAUUCACCUCGACAACGGAAGAGGGUUUGGAAAACACUCCCAUGACGAGCUGUCCAUCCUGGUGCCUCUAAGCCAGUGCUGCAGGCUGAGGAAAUCCACAUACCUGCGUCUACAGCUUCUGGCCAAAGAGGACUACCAGCUGAGCGCCCUAAUGGAGGAGUCUCUGCUCCGUGACCGGCUUUCCCCCAUCCUCAUCCAGCCUCACCUCCAGGCCAUGGACCGCAGGCUCCGGCUGGUGCUGCAGGUCUUGGUGGGCUGCAUAGAGAAAGAAGGCUACAUUAACGUGGUGGAGGAGGACCUAGUCCGGGACAGUGCCACCCACAGGAGCCCGGGGCACAGGUAGUGAGGGCGAGACUCGAGGGAGACAGAAACAAACCACAAUGGACCACGUUGUGUGGCUGUUCGACCAAUGGGACUGCACCGAAAGUCUCACCUUUCUGAUAUCAAGCUGAAUUCAGUGAAUUCCAAGACUUGCCAUCAUUGCCUCUAUGGAACCUGCUUUUACGUGUGUUUAUAUAAAAGAAAACUGCCCGGAGACCCCAUGAGAGACUGUCCUCACACAGAGAGAGGCUUUGUAUGUGUUAGAUACAGAUGUAUUUUAUCAAAUGUUGUACAAGACACAAGGGAACCACUGCUGUGUUCUGAUUCUGUCCUGUUUGUUUUGAAACAUGGAGGGUUUGCUUUAUGUGAUUUAUGAUAUUAGUACAUAACCAAAUGAGAAACAUACAUCCUGAUUGGGCAGCGUAAGGUCCGACAAUAAGCUUUAUCAGUUAUUAAAACAUACAGGAAAAGGUUGAGGUUUGCAAUCAAACACAUCAGCAGAGAGAAAUGAAGUCACAACCACGAGUUCUGCGUGUUCAAUUCAUCGGUCUUUAUAAGCUUUUUGUCUAGGCACAGACCGACUGAAAAUGUUAUCACAUCUUUCUGAACAGCUUAGAUCUGAGCGCAAGUAUAUCUGACGCUGUAGUUCAAAUAGUUCCUUCACUUUGCCUUAUUCUGAUUUCCUUUGUUUCUUUUUUUACUUUCUCAUCUCCCCUGCAAGUCUAGCUUGCGGUACAACAGCGCAAAACACUAAAAUAGUAUUUUCCAAUACCAAAAGCAUUCAAACGUGUUAGUGUUCAUUCAAAUGCACUACUAGUCUUACAUGCAGACCUGAAACAUUUAGAGCUGUCGUCAGUUUAUGCAAUGCAACAUGUUACAAUUUGUAUGUUGAGUCAUUUUUAUGAGAUUUCAUGUCCGGGUGACUAUUUAUUGGUGCGUCACAAAGAAUGAGAUGUGUUUUAAUCAGUUCUAGGUUUUUGCUUUAUAUGUUGGGAAAUAAUUACCUUAGUGUUGGAUACUACGUAUUUAAAAUUUCUUUGGGGACUUAUUUUUAUGUUCAGAUGACAGAAAAACAGCAAAGCUAUUAGAUUUUCGACGCGGUGCCAUGCAUUUCUCCUCCACAGAGUCCUGUGCACUGGCUGACCCGGUACCUGUGCAAUGACAGAAAUACAGUACUUGAAUGUUUUUUGGGUUAGCAGUAUGAACAGGAUUCACAGAGCUGCAGGCAGUGUACAGCCUGAGAGGCUGGACUCCAGCCUCCAGCCUCUGAAGAAGUGCUUCGGGGGGUUGAUAAAGUGGUUAAAAAUGCCUCGUCCCACCGCAGGGAUAUCCUCGGGCACUGCUCUUUGAUUUUCAUAUUCUCAGUGUAAAUACCUAUAAAUACUUUGAAGACCUAACAAGCUUCACCGCACAGUGAUUUGCUUCUGUUUUCUGCUAUUGCAUUGUUACUGUGAAAGAUCUGUUUACUAAAUGAUUAAAGUGUGCAAUAAAAACAAAA